Messenger RNA from Balaenoptera ricei (Rice's whale), 4927 nucleotides. It is a transcript of the gene ZBED3, whose product is annotated as zinc finger BED-type containing 3. The transcript is spliced from 3 exons. The record is from RefSeq and is a predicted model, not a curated record. Gene Ontology annotation, biological process: regulation of transcription by RNA polymerase II. Lineage: Eukaryota; Metazoa; Chordata; Mammalia; Artiodactyla; Balaenopteridae. Bases 310 to 951 code for a protein of 213 amino acids. Gene Ontology annotation, molecular function: transcription cis-regulatory region binding.
UAAGGGGGACGCGGCGCUGAGGUUUCCGCACAGGACAAAAUGUCUGCGAGGAUCCUGGAGGGGAUCGGCGAUCCCAGACACCCAGCCCACCUCCCGCUUCGGGGGUGAGGGGGUGAGUGUGGGCUGCGAGACUCGCGGCGGCGCGUGCCCACGGGAGACUGGGGAGUCCCGGGGGACAGCACUGCUGAUGGUUCUUGAGAACUCAGAAGCCACACUGCAGUGUUUCCACCUGAGAACCCGGGCUGGCUAGAAACCCUGAGGCAAUGAUAGAGACAGCCCACCGCCUGAUUUGAAGGCGCUGCCUAGAGAAUGAGGAGCGACGAGCCGGCCGUGACCAUGGAAGAGACGGGCGGGCCGGACGCGGCUGCGGGCCGCCUGGGGGCGCCGUACUCCGAGGCCUGGGGGUACUUCCACCUGGCGCCGGCGCGCCCCGGCCACGCGUCGGGCCCCUGGGCCACCUGCCGGCUGUGCGGGGAGCAGGUGGGCCGCGGCCCGGGCUGGCACGCGGGCACCCCGGCGCUGUGGAAGCACUUGAGGAGCGCGCACCGGCGGGAGCUGGCGGAGAGCAGCGCCCGCCACUCGCCGCCCGCCGCCUCCGGCCCCGCCGCGGCCGCCGAGGGCGACUGGGCGCGCCUGCUGGAGCAGAUGGGCGCGCUGGCCGUGCGCGGCAGCCUGCGGGAGCGCGAGCUGGCGCGGCGCGAGGCGGCCGUGGAGCAGGGCGAGCGCGCCCUGGAGCGCAGGCGGCGGGCGUUGCAGGAGGAGGAGCGCGCGGCGGCCCAGGCGCGCCGGGAGCUGCAGGCCGAGAGGGAGGCGCUGCAGGCGCGGCUGCGGGAAGUGAGCCGCCGGGAGGGCGCCUUGGCCUUGGGAUCGGCCCUGCUGCACGCUCCGCUCAAAGAGGAGCCCGAGGGGGACCCCAGGGACGGCUACGUCAUCACGAAAGUCUUCCUGUAGGUUUUAGCCGCUCCCGUCCCCCAACCCCCGGCCAGCGCUACUCAAAAAGUGAGGCCCGCGGACCGGCGUCUUCAGCCUCGCCUGGGAGCGAGAUCUCAGGCCUGUUGCCGCUCUGCCUAAUCGAAAUCGCCAAACGUGGGGUCCUGAGAAGCACUUCGGAGGCCCGGCAGAACCAAAAAUCACUCCGUGGUCCUCCGGGGUGCCUGGGAGCGCAAGCUCCAGCGGCCUCCAAUGCUGGUGGCGUUUAGUGGCAUCCGUGCAGGGGGUGGUUUUCCUCUGACUGACUUUGGAAUGAGAGCUCCAACAGCCCUGUGAACCUAGAUCACCUGGAGCCAUGGCCAUUUUGUGUCUGGUGACUUUGAAAGGACAGGAGCUUCCUUACACACCAAAGACUAUCACACCAUGUGCCUGUACACCAGCCAGGGCAACCCAGGGUAGAGGGUGCAUGGAAAUGAGGAUAAAGCAUUUUUAUCCAAAAAAGAGUUUUUCCUCAUUUCCUAAUGAGUGAAUCUUUGAUGAGUAGUCUUUGCCCAGCACCAAGUUCUGAACGGGAGACCGUUUACGUUUCCAAGACUGCUCAUUACCCUGUCAUUUCUAGCGCCUUAGGGAGGCAGUGCUGGAGAAGCCCUCUUUUCGCUGCCCUCUCCAGCUUGCCCGGCAGUACCAAGCGCCCUGUCUUACCUCCGCCCUCUUUCUUCCCCCGUUUCAGACCCAGUGGCAGCUGUGCUGUUUCCCCACUUAACUGCCUCACACCUGCCGCCUGACUAGCAAGACAUGACCCCAUCCCUCCUUGUUGUUAGGAAGGGAGCUUCUGCCCCCCGCAUCUCCACAGUCCUCACUCCUGGGCCGAGGGGAAGGCACCCUCCCAUCUGAGGCCACCUCCUCCUCUCAUGUUUUCAUCCAUUCCUCUUCCACCUUUCCUGGGCCCUUCCUCCACUAUGUUACCUCUUUUCCUCUGUCUCAUUCCCUCCCUUUCUUCAGAGUCUUCCUCUUUAGCAAUGCCCCAGUCUUCCUUGGACUGAAAAGAAAGACUCCCCCAGCCCGGAUGCUCCCAGCUGAGCCCCCUCUAAGCAAGGAGUGUCGAGCAGUCCUUGCUGCUUAUAUUUGCUCCCCAUUCCUUACUCCUUCGCUCGUGGUCAGCUUUGCAUGCUACACUGGACUCUUAAGAAGCCGCUACAGUCUCACAAUGGCUGAAUAUGAUGAUUUAUUUUCAGCCUUCAUCUUGCUUAAUCUGUCCCUUCUUGACAUUUUUCCUUUGGUAGAUGGAACUUGCUUUUCCUCCAGAGAAUUCCUUUUCCUGAUGUAGACUGGUUUCCAAACAGUUUUUCUUCAGGUCUCUUUUUUCCUCAUUUUUCUGAGAAUUUGAAAAUGUUCAAGCAUCCAGAAAAAGUUGAAAAGCUAGUACAAUGAAUACCCACAUAUACCCUCCACCUAAACAGUUGUUAACAUUUUUGCCAUAUUUAUUUUUCUUCCCUCCACCCCAAACAUGCAUGGCAUUUCAUCCCUAAAGUAUUUCAGCAUGUUUAUCCCAAUAGCCUCUAAGAUAGAGUCCUUAAUUGAAAUUCCCUAAUUGUCCCAAGAGUGUCUUUUUCUCUUUUCUAAAAAACAGGGCCCAGUUAAGAUUCAUAUAUUACUUUUGAUUAUAACUCUAGUCUCUUUUAGUCUAGAACAGCCCCCUUACUAUUUUUUUUCCAUGACAUUUACUUUUUAAAAAGUCCCAGCCAUCUUAUGUAUGUCUUAUAGACGUCCUGUAUUCUGGAUUUAUCUGAUUGUUUCCUUAGGCCAAUUUAUGUACCCAAUCUUGGUUCAUCUACCCGUAGAGGUACAAUAAUCACCUCUGUGCCAGCGACUCCUGACUACCUCCAGCCUUGAGUGUUCUUCCGGGUCUGUCCUUCAUGGCCAGUCCCCUGCAGCAUGUCUCCACCUCUACUUGCAUAUCUUGCCACAGGAGAUGGUAGGGGUAAUUCUAUUCAACUCUGCAUCUCCACCCCUGACCCAAUAACUAAUAACCACUGGGCUCUUAAAAUGUAUCAGGUACAUUUACAUGUAUCAUCUCACUUUAUUUCCACAGCAGCUCCUUGGGGGGUGGGUAUUAAUACUAUGCCCAUUUUACAGCUAAGGAAACUGAGAGAGGGGUUAAGUGGCUUGUACGAGAUUACAGCUAGUAAGUAGUUGAGUCGGGUUCCAAAUCCAGUCUCUACCUGCAGAUGCCAUGCUCCCAGCUGCCGUACUGUUGGCCUUGUUACUCAGUCACCGGAGCUGACACCUGUUUCAUUCCUAACUCCAACUCCAGGUAGUACCAUCAGUGACAUUAACAUGUACUGAGCACUCACCAUGCCAGAGCUGUGCUAAAAUGCUUCACAAGAAUAACUGCCUACUAUGCAGCAACCCCAUGAUAUAAUUACUCUUACACCCAUUUUGUAGAGGAGAAGAGACAGGCUCAGGGGAACUAAGUAAUGUCACCGCAGAGUGGGAUAUGAGCACCAUUCUCACUGAAUCCUAGGCCCCUGAUCUAUUGAGUCUAUUUCUACAAAGUGUCACAGCUGUCUUCCUUCUGAUGCCACCUGCUCAGCUCAGGCCCCAUUUAUUAUUCAUCUGGGAUUCAUCUUCCCAUCCUUGUGUUCCCACACUGUCCCCUACUUGGCCAAAGGAACUGUCCUAAGCUGACAUUGAUUACAUCACAUUUCCUGCUCAAAGGACCCCCAAGAUCACCCAUCAUCUACAAGCUCUAGCUUUGUGGCUUGACAUUCAAGUCUCCUCUACCGCUGUGCCAGUCUUAUCUGUCCCUUCCCCUACACAUGCUGUAUGCUUUGGCCAAAUUGGACUCCUUGUUCUUCUGACAUGCCCUGGUCUUGGCACCUCUGUGCCUCAGUUUGCCUUUCCUCCACUUAAAAAGCCCCUUCAAUUUCUAAGUAUGAAAAAUCCCGCCCAUUUUCUAAGACCUAGCUCAAAUGCAACUGCCUACAUGAAGCUUUCCUGGAUUCCUCAUCAUUCAGAGAUGAUUCUUUACUUCUCUGGACUCUCAGCAUUUUGUAUCUCAAAACCCUUAGAAAGGCCAUCUAGCGUGUGGCUCUGUGGGUUCCUGUCUUACCUCCCUUGCCUGAGCCCUUGGGAGUUAAGGAUGGAGUUCACUCAUCCUUCUACUCCCACAGUGACUUGCCUGUAACAGCUGCUCAAUAAAUAUUUGAGGCACUGAAUUCAAUGUCUAAGAUUUUCACAAGUCUUCUCAAAUUAUUAAUAUAAUUAUUCAUUUAUCUUUAAUCCUCUAAGUAGAAUUCCUAACAGAAAACAAUAGCCUAAAAGGAAGUAGCAGUAAAUUUUUAAAAGCUGUUUAGUCAAUAAAGAUUUAAUAAGUGUCAGUUAUUGGGCUGUUUGGCUUGAAUCCAAUCACCUAGUAUGUCAUUAUCAGGAACACUUUUCUUAAAAUUAUUUUCUUCACUACACAAUUAAUAAAAAUGCAAUGCCCCACUCUACGAAGAAAAGCUGAAAAAAAAUCCCCCGUAGUCCUGUCAGUCACCUUAGACUGCUAUUAACAUUUUAAUGUAUUUUAUUCUCUUGUCUCUUGCAAUUUUUGUAUUACUCUAAUAAUAGUAUGAUCUUUCUUUUAAGUAUUGAAAUUUAACUUCUUCAUGUGGAUUUAUAAGUUGGGCUAUAAGAUCUGAAUCUGGACUUUUUGGAAGGGAAAAAAAAAAAACUUCUACAAAUGUCACUCUCAGUUUCACCAAUUGUUAGAACCACUAAAAUAAGCAAAGAUUGACUUUCAGAAUCUUAACCGCUCCUUCAAAAUAGAUGGCUAAUGGGAGCACCAGUAGCCUGUUCAGGGGAUGGGGAAAGCAAUUAGCCUGACUGAUGACUUACCACUGGUUGUGGGAGUUAUACACUUUUUACACUUCUGCAUUGCUAUAACUUUUUUAUAUCAAGCAUAAAUUACCUUUAUAAUUAAAAAUAAAAUUACUUACCUCUUGCAAAUGGAAAA